This is a messenger RNA of Orbilia oligospora ATCC 24927, 1986 nucleotides long. RefSeq lists its product as uncharacterized. The record is from RefSeq and is a predicted model, not a curated record. The transcript has 2 exons. Lineage: Eukaryota; Fungi; Ascomycota; Orbiliomycetes; Orbiliales; Orbiliaceae. Gene Ontology annotation, cellular component: mating-type region heterochromatin. Bases 1 to 1986 code for a protein of 661 amino acids. Gene Ontology annotation, molecular function: histone deacetylase activity, NAD-dependent; NAD+ binding. Gene Ontology annotation, biological process: pericentric heterochromatin formation; replication-born double-strand break repair via sister chromatid exchange; regulation of DNA repair.
AUGGAUUCUCACGAACCUCCGUCCAAGCGACGGAAACUGUCGCACUCACCUGAACCCGAACCCGAAUCCGCGUCCGUCCGGCCGGACCCGUCUACAUCUAAGCCGUUGACAACUUUCGCUGUCGAGAUAGUGGUCGGUGGUGAGGGUGGCUCGACCGGCCAGCCGUCUGCAACGUCUGCAACGGCAAAACAUAAACAACCCGGCGGCAACACCACGCCCAAGGAGAGGCUGACCGAACGAAUCGACCUCAACCGUGGGGUCUCCCAACUGGUUGAAAAACAAUUGUCAACAUGGAAUGAUAUAUUGAAUAAAAAGAAGAAGAUAAUUGUAAUUGCAGGAGCUGGGAUCUCCGUUUGUGCCGGAAUCCCUGAUUUUCGAAGCUCCAACGGCCUGUUCGCUUCCGUAAAAAGUGACUACAAAUUAAAAGCGUCUGGAAAACAGCUAUUCGACGCUUCUGUAUACAGAGAUGACCAGUCAACAUCCGACUUUCACGACAUGGUCCGAAAUCUCCACGCCAUGGCCAACGUCGCCGAGGCCACGGCGUUCCACCACCUCCUGGCCUCCCUAGCAGCUUCUGGGAAGCUAUUACGAUUAUACACCCAGAAUGUCGACUGCAUUGAGACGGGCCUGGCCCCACUCGCUACGACAACCCCGUUGAACGGGAAGGGGCCAUGGCCGAAGACUAUCCAGCUCCAUGGUGGACUGGAUAAAAUGAAUUGUACGAAAUGCCGGGCGAUCAAGGACUUCAAACCGGAGAUUUUUGUUGGGCCGAAGCCGCCAGACUGCCCUGAUUGUGUCGAUUGGGAGGCGGCAAGGGAUGCGUCUGGAAAACGCUCCCAAGGGAUAGGGAAACUUCGACCGAGGAUGGUUCUAUACAAUGAGCAUAACCCGGACGAAGAUGCCAUUGGUGCUGUUUCGACUGCGGAUUUGAAGGCUCGGCCGGAUUGUUUGAUCGUUGUGGGGACAAGCUUGAAGAUCCCCGGGGUGCAGAGAUUGGUGAGGGAGCUGUGUGCUAGUAUUCGCGAUUUUCGGGGAGGGAAAACGGUCUGGAUUAACCGCGAUGAUCCACCGGCGACCGGUCAAAUGAAGGGACUUUUCGAUCUAAUCAUCAAGGGAGAUUGCGAGACACUGGCUAAAUUUUCGAACGUCAAACAUCACGACCAGUUCACUCCUGAUACAGAUUUGAAGAAGAUUACUGGCACUGGAAUGGAGUUAGGCGUCUCGACCCCUGUUUCUAUGGAUAGUGAAUCCGACAGCCCUUUGAGUUCACCAGUCUCUUACGCUAGCUCCGAGGAGAUUUGGGAGAAUAUGAAGAAUAAUCGACCGGUUGAUAUCCCAUGGCCACCACCGAAGGUUGUUAUACCAGCCCGGCCGUUAAGCCCAUCUGCAUCACCGCAUCCAAAGAAAGCCAUCAUGUCGAAGUCCGAAGCAAGGCCCGCUAAGACACCAGCAACACCGACAAAAUCCAAACCUGCCAAGCGAAUCAAGCUGAAGGAUGGAAAGGAUGGAAAGAAUCCCAAGGCCAACAAAGAAACUACGGAACCCGCCAAGAUGAGAAAGAAGCCGGGUCCAAAGCCAGGCUGGAAGAAACUCAGGGCCCAGAAAGAGGCUGAGAGCGCACAAAAUGGUACACUCACCAAGGCAUUCAAGGCAGUUAAGACCCAACGAGCAAAAGUCAAAAAAGAAGCCGAACCACAGGCGGCUGCGGAAAUUUUACCACCACCAUUAGCUAUGUCAACUCCACCAGCCGCUCCAAGAGUUAAGCUUAAAGUUUCAAGAGUGAAUAUGAUAACUCUGAAGCGAUCGGCGGAUGAGACUUGGAGCGUGAAGCGGUCACCACCAGCAGACAGCUCUAGAAUAGUGUUGCAUGGUUCGGAUACAAGCUUUAGCAGCUUGACAGAUAUAACUUCGGCGGAUGUUAGCUCUCAGUCACUUUCACUUCCUGACCCGAAGAGAGGGAUGCGAAUUCAAGAUCUAUUAUCAUGA